This is a messenger RNA of Myzus persicae (green peach aphid), 2275 nucleotides long. RefSeq names its product calmodulin-lysine N-methyltransferase-like. Gene Ontology annotation, molecular function: protein binding; RNA binding; zinc ion binding. NCBI's taxonomy places the organism in Eukaryota, Metazoa, Arthropoda, Insecta, Hemiptera, Aphididae. Bases 508 to 1347 code for a protein of 279 amino acids. Gene Ontology annotation, cellular component: precatalytic spliceosome; cytoplasm; nucleus. The transcript is spliced from 3 exons. The record is from RefSeq and is a predicted model, not a curated record. Gene Ontology annotation, biological process: mRNA splicing, via spliceosome.
AAUUGGUUUCUAUUUUUUUUUGAAAUUGUUAAUAGAAAAAACGUUAGUGUUCUAAGAAAAUUCACUUUCGUGUAACAAACAAAUAAUAUAGUUAUUAUUAAUUCACAUUGAUUGUAAGAAAUCAUCAUCAUGUAUAUAAAAUAUGAAAACCAUUCUUUCAUUGUGAGGAGGAUUUGAUCAUAAGUCAUAAUCAUAAGUUGGCCAUCAUGGCAAGGAUAUCAAUAUUACUCUGCCCCUCCUAAUUCCUAUAUUCUAAUUUUUCAAGUAUCUGCAGCAGUGAUUUUUUUAAACUUUAGUGUUUUUUUGAACGUUUGUUUUAAAACGUUUUUGCUUGUAUAAUGUAUUAUUGAAUUAAUCAUGUGAAUAACUGUACGUUUUUUUUAUUUUCUGUUAGUUAUUACUUAUUUCACAGACAUACACAGUAUACACCAAAAAUGACAAUUUCUGUGAUACCUAGUCAAAAAAAAAAAACAUUAAUUUAAGUCAAAAGUUAUAAUAUGUUGAAUAAUGAAUGCUAAAGAACGUGCACGUAAUAGAUGGAAAUUAUUGGCAAAUACAGUCAGUAAAAAAUGUCAAGACCAAAUAUUUGCUUCACAAAUAAGCUAUGAUCUCUUUAAUAUUGAAUGCAUCAAUACUGAAUGGUCUAAAUAUUCUUCAUGUGUUCAAAACAAUAAUUUCUCAGCAAUUGUAUGUCGAUCUCCUAUAAUUGUUACGCCUGAGGAACUUAUGGGCUUUAACAAUACGGGAAAUGUCCGUAUAUGGCCAUCUGAAGAAGUAUUAGCUUAUUAUGUACUAUCAAAUCUGGAUUCGUUCAGAGAUAAGACUGUACUUGAGCUGGGCGGUGGUAUGAGCUGUUUGGCUGGUAUAAUGGCUGCUCUAUAUGGUUUUUGUAGCGAUGUUCAUUUGACAGAUGGAAAUCCAAAUUCUGUAUACAAUGUUGAGCGUAUACUUGAGAAAAACGUGUUCACAACCAAAGUUACUUGUUCGGUGUUGAAAUGGGACCAAAGACCUGCAAACAUUUGUCAUUACGAUGUCGUACUUGCCGCUGAUUGCCUGUUUUUUGAUGAAGCUCGUGACGAUUUGGUGCAUACUAUUGCAGCAUCAUUAUCAUUUGGUGGAGUGGCAUUGGUUGCAGCACCAAAACGAGGGACUACUCUGUACGAGUUCAUAAACAUGGCACAGCAAGAGGGUUUGAUAUGCACUGUACAACAAAACUACAACACUCUGGUAUGGGAACGUCAUUCCAAACAGGUUCUUUACAAUCCAUCGUAUGAUGCUGAUUCGCAUUAUCCAUUAUUGAUAAGUAUUACCAAAACGACCAAAAUUAUUGAUUGCCAAUUUCAAUAAAAUUAUUAAGAAAAAUAUAUGUACAUCGGUAUUAAAAUAUUGGAUCUGACAAUUCAAAAUUGUCAGUAGAUAAAUACUUGACUUUACUAUAUUGAAAAAAAUCACAACAAUGAUCAACUUCUGGACAUCAAUAUGUUUUAAAUGAUGUCUCCAAUGGCAGAUCUAUAUGAGAGCAUAGUCAGAUCAAUUACCCACCCCCUUCCUACUGUAGUGAAAAAAAUAAGUUUUGAGUUUGACUCUUUCAUAUUUUAGUUGAACAAUACUGUUAUUAAGUUAACAUUUAGAAAUGCGUUGAAAAAAUUCCAAUACAAAAUAUAAUAAUACAUAGUAUUUUUUUCUCUUAUCAUACAGUCCUCCCACACAAACAGUGGCUUAUAAGUGUUAUGAUUUUUGAUUUUUGUUUGUUAAAUAACUAUAAAGUCUCCACUACCAUUUUCUGGAGUUGGAUCCAUCCAUGGAUUUUUGUAGUUAUAAUCCAAUAGUUCCAUUUCAGUAUUUGUUUAUAGAUUUUAUUACUAUUAUUUUUUUAAAAAUAUUAUUCCUUAAAACUAUUACUUACCUGGCUACCUACACAAAAUACAAUAUACCUUGUAAAUUUUAAUUUUGAAAACAAUUUUUAUAGGUAUGUCAUGCUUUCAAUCUGAGUCAAACUGAACCAUGUUAUAUUUAAAAUAUUGUAGAAAGUUGAAAAUGAUAUUAUUUUUUGUUGUGUAGUUCCAUUACUUUAAUUAAAUUUUAAAGAUUCCUAUCCUAAACAUGAAUGUUAAUAUCAAAUAGAGUUCCUAGAGCUUACUUACAAAAUCUUUUAAACAGGGUGUUGGUUUAUUCGAAUUUUCUAUUAAAACAAAUUAUAUUUAAUGUAUAUGUUAUUCUUAAAGUUGCCAAUAAUUGAAAUUUAAUUUCUUACUUCAUUGUAAAUUUUUUUAAA